UAUACAAACACUUUGAGUGCCGAUAGACAGACAGCUCAUGGCACAAGCCUUUGAAAUCUCAUCCAGCUCUUUGUUGCGCGCAGCGAGGGGCGGGUGCGCAAACAACCCCGGGCGGGUAUAAAUGACGCGUCCCGCGCUCAUGAGGACCACAGAAGAGCUGAAGUCAUCUGGGAAUACAUCUUUUCUCGGUGUAAAUCCUUCGUCCUUUCCAGUGGAAAUCUCUCAUCUUUUCUUGUAAAGGAAACAUCUAAGGGAAUACGACAAUGCUGCGCACCGCCAUGCUCUCCAUCGCUCGCCUCUUUCUUUUGGGCUGCAUUGCGGGGGUAUCCUCCGGCUCUUUGGUGCUCAACUCAAACUCCAUUAAGGUCGGGUCAGGUGUGGCGAGCGUCAGCCUCCCGGUGAGCCCGAGUCCGGACGCGUUGCCUGCUGACAGCGGCAGCCAGAACUUCGCCAUUGACGCACCGCAGGUAAGAAGACGAACGAAAAGACUUCAUAUCUUGUGUUUCUGUGUGUUUUUGUUUGGUGGUCUAACUGGGUUUGUUCAUCUCCAGCAGCCUUUGAUCUGCGAGGGUGAUGAGGAAUGCGGCGAGGAUGAGUUCUGCUUCCUGUCUCGAGGCGUCUGUCUGCAGUGUAAAAAGCGCAGAAAGCGCUGCAUCAGGGAUGCGAUGUGCUGCCCCGGCAACCACUGCAGCAACGGAGUUUGCAUUCCAAAUGAUCCAGACAUGAUUCAACAGAUCGGAAUGGAAGAGUUUGCGUCCAUCGCCUAUGAGAACUCCACUGCUGUGCUGCAGCAGCCAAAAGUAGAGACUCAAGGUUCACCACAAAACCAAAUGCUUAAAGGUCUGGAGGGAGAGAACUGUUUGAGAUCUUCAGACUGUUCAGAAGGACUCUGUUGCGCUCGUCAUUUCUGGUCCAAAAUCUGCAAGCCCGUCCUGAAGGAAGGUCAGGUGUGCACCAAGCACAAGAGGAAAGGCACCCACGGUUUGGAGAUAUUCCAGCGGUGCGACUGUGCAGGAGGCCUGUCCUGCAGAACACAGAGCAGCAAGUCCUCACGGAGUCUCCACACGUGCCAGCGGCACUGAACCAGCGUUCCAGGAAUUUUCUCUUGGACUUGAUCGGAGGAGACGAGGCGGGAAACUGGAUUUGGAUUACUCUUGUUUUUGUUCUGGUUUUCUCCGCAUUGUCUUUUGUCAACAUUUCCGAGUGCACAUAAUUGUUUCUCAACGGAACGUAAAUGUUACAGUAAAUUACUGUAUUAACCUGUAAAUAAUAUAAGGCAGUUGGCACUUAAUUCAGAUACUUUUGUCAACCCUGUUUUGAAGAAGCACCUUUGUUGGUUCUCUUGCUAAUCUGAAAUGUGUACACUUCUUUUUGUUACAGUCACAUAGAGCUGAUUUAAAUGUCUAUUUUAUUCUAAAUAAAGAGUGUAAUGAUCUUAA
This is a messenger RNA of Triplophysa dalaica, 1439 nucleotides long. RefSeq names its product dickkopf WNT signaling pathway inhibitor 1b (gene dkk1b). The coding region runs from base 264 to 1082 and encodes 272 amino acids. Gene Ontology annotation, cellular component: extracellular region. Gene Ontology annotation, biological process: multicellular organism development; negative regulation of canonical Wnt signaling pathway. Gene Ontology annotation, molecular function: receptor antagonist activity; co-receptor binding. The record is from RefSeq and is a predicted model, not a curated record. The transcript has 3 exons. Lineage: Eukaryota; Metazoa; Chordata; Actinopteri; Cypriniformes; Nemacheilidae.